AUGGAUAAGCCAACUCUCCACUGGGCUGGCUAUCUAGCUGCUGUUGGCUUCACGACGAAAACUUGCCGCGCCCAAAGCUACCACCGUUCCGUGAUACGAAAACGGCUGGAAAAUUCACGCAGGCGCGAAACUUUGGGCACAUCAGGCGCUCACCCCAAGCGGAGUGCGGAGCGGCUCGGCUACAUACUGCGAGAUCGCGCCAGAAAAAUU
Molecule: messenger RNA, 210 nt
Organism: Iphiclides podalirius (scarce swallowtail)
Lineage: Eukaryota; Metazoa; Arthropoda; Insecta; Lepidoptera; Papilionidae
Source: the annotation of a GenBank genome assembly